This is a messenger RNA of Condylostylus longicornis, 1836 nucleotides long. It is a transcript of the gene mRpS30, whose product is annotated as 39S ribosomal protein S30, mitochondrial. The record is from RefSeq and is a predicted model, not a curated record. Gene Ontology annotation, cellular component: ribosome; mitochondrion; mitochondrial large ribosomal subunit. Gene Ontology annotation, molecular function: structural constituent of ribosome. Bases 130 to 1767 code for a protein of 545 amino acids. Lineage: Eukaryota; Metazoa; Arthropoda; Insecta; Diptera; Dolichopodidae. Gene Ontology annotation, biological process: translation. The transcript has a single exon.
UUUACUAAACACUAAACAGGAGUAGAUUUUUUUUUUUAAAUUUUGGGAGGUUAUGAGUUUCACUUUCCCAAUUAAAAUUAUUUUUUUUUAACCUUUUAUUAAGUUUUCUUUAAAUUAAGAAAGGAAAUUAUGCUGAGUCGAAUAAGAUACUGCAAUGUAACCAAUUUGUCAAGAAAGUUUUAUGGCACUUUAGAGUUAAAAACCAAUCAGGAUGAAAUUUUUUCCGCUAAAAACUCGCCACCAAAACAAGUUGAGCUGCCGUCUUCAUGCCUCCUGGAUGAAGUUAUCAAAGAAAGUAAUGAAAAAAAUAGAAAGAAAACUUGGAAAGAUAUUCUUAGAAAUAUUCAAACAGUUGAAGAAAAAAUAAUAAAAAUCAACAUGCCAAAAUAUUAUGGUUAUGCCACUGUUAAAUUGGAAGAUUCAAGGACACCUUAUAACGCAUUAAAUAUGGUGAAACACUACACAAAUACAAGUUUCGAAGAGGUUGAUAAUCUACCGGAGUUUUAUAAUCAAUUUGUGGUCGAUGAUGUAUGUAAACAGAUUACUUCUGAAAUAGUGGAUUCUAUUGAAUUUUCAAAUGAAUAUUUCAAAUUUCAAAGUAAAAAAAAAAGUUCUAAACAAACGCUAGAUGAAGUAACAGUGCAGCAAAUAAAUCAGUGCCUUUUGAAGCAUUUGUCGAAAAAUUUUCAACAUUUAUCGGAAUUAGAAAUUGAUAUUCGACCACGACAUGAGGCUUUUUGGUGGACCGGUGGUAUUCAACCGACCAAAAAUAUACGGAAAUCAUUAGAAGGUCGGGAGUACACCAAAUUAAAAGCAAACCAGCCAACAUUUAGAGCAAUACAAUACACGGGAAAACCUUUCCUUUCUCUUCGCCAUAGUUUGUCAUUAAAACCAUUUACCGAAGUUUCAAACAUAAAUAAUGCGAACAUUGAUUCACUGAUACCAAUAUACGAAUAUGAUCCCAGAACUCUCGGCUACUCUAUUGAAUAUAGACACGGCACGAUUAUACCAGGAUAUUGGCCAGGAAAUGUAAAUGAAUUUGGAUUUUUAAAUUAUCAACAUCGAAAUAACUCAAUCGAAAUUAAUAAAUUAAUACCUUUAACAGCAGAAAUUUUGCGAGAAGCUAUGCACAUAAAAGGUAUUCAAUCAAGUUUUGCAUGGCUUUUCGCGCAAGCUUGUUAUCAAGGGUUUUCUAAUUUUGAGGAUGUUACUUUCCCAUUUGUAACACAAACCGUAGUAACGAAUGGCCAAUUAUGGUCGUUUUAUGGUUAUCAAUUAAAUACGACUUUACCACGACAUGAUAAUUUUAUUAACAAUGAAAAAAUUAAUAGGUGCUGGGGAACAAAAGAAAUGAAAUUGUAUGAGCAUCUUGAUGAAAACGGUAAAUGUAUUGGUUUUAAUGAAGAAGUUUUAAAAACUUUAAUCAAGUUAUAUGCGAAUCAACCUACAAUCAAACAAAGUAAAAAAAUUCAAAGAAUUAGCGACAUUAAAGAGGAAGAACGCAGAGAGUUUUUAGAAAAGAUAUAUAAACACUUAAUGUCUAAUAGACCAAGAAAUCGCCUUGUUCCUGAAAUUUACAUGUGGGAAAAGAUAUACAAAAUUGAUCAUAAAACUAGGCCUUUGGAAUCCAAAAGGAGAUUCUUUGAGCUAGGAGUCAAUCCAUUUAAGAGACAAUUAGAUCAUCAUAAGCCGGUAUAUAUUCCUAGAGAUUUAAGACCCGAUGGCUAUAAAAGUAGAAAGAGAUGGGCCAAAACGUAUUAUCCUUAAGAAAAAUGUUGAAAUAAACUUAAAUUUUUUUAAAUGUUUAAUAAAAAUUAACAAAUUCAUAGUUAAAAA